Messenger RNA from Portunus trituberculatus (swimming crab), 546 nucleotides. RefSeq lists its product as uncharacterized. The record is from RefSeq and is a predicted model, not a curated record. The coding region runs from base 1 to 546 and encodes 181 amino acids. Lineage: Eukaryota; Metazoa; Arthropoda; Malacostraca; Decapoda; Portunidae. The transcript has a single exon.
AUGCAAGGGCCGGACCUCAACAACAAGCUGACGGGCGUCCUUCUUAGGCUUCGGCAUCAUAAGAUAGCUCUCAUGGCUGACAUUGAAUCUAUGUUUCAUCAAGUGAAGGUGGUGCCGGAAGAUCGUGAUGUCCUCCGGUUCCUUUGGUGGAUGGAUGGUGACUGUACACGAGAACCCGCCACCUACCGGAUGACAGUACAUCUCUUUGGCGGAGUUUGGAGUCCGUCUUGUGCUGGAUAUGCACUCCAGAAGACGUUCAAGCAUUAUGAGCAAGAGGUCACCGAAGACGUUGAACGUGCCAGACACAGCUUUUAUGUCGACGAUCUCCUAAUUUCGGUACCCUCUCUGGACAAAGCCAUAAAGGUGACACAUCAACCGCGACGAGUCUUGAGUAAAGGAGGUUUCAGGCUGACAAAAUGGAUCUGCAAUGAUAAUUCAGUACUCAACACCAUACCUCAAACAGAGAGGGCUGCAGGAGUGAGAGGGAUCACCCUCAAGGACGGCCGACUACCCUCUAAGAGGGCGCUGGGAAUCCUUGGGACCUAG